Dunckerocampus dactyliophorus (ringed pipefish) is the source of this 1659-nucleotide messenger RNA. RefSeq names its product cell growth regulator with EF-hand domain 1 (gene cgref1). Gene Ontology annotation, molecular function: calcium ion binding. The record is from RefSeq and is a predicted model, not a curated record. The coding region runs from base 154 to 924 and encodes 256 amino acids. NCBI's taxonomy places the organism in Eukaryota, Metazoa, Chordata, Actinopteri, Syngnathiformes, Syngnathidae. The transcript is spliced from 8 exons.
GGCCAACAUGCUAACCAGAUGUUCCACGUGGCUCCUUGGACCAAAAAACACUUUCCACUCGGGAGCGCGCGCCUGACGCAGUGCAGAGCCCGAGGCGCGUUCACGUACCGGCAGCAGCAGAAGGAGGAGGCGAUCGACGCUUCUUGGACGUGAAUGCAACACUGCACCUGUACCUUCCUUUUCCUCACACCCACUGGCAUAGCAGGUGUCAUCAUGAAGGCACGUCUAAGCAGGCUGGUCCCGUGUCUCAUGGCUCUGGUCUUGGUUCUCUACGUUCACCGGUCCCACACUGCGCCUGGUCUAACGGGCUCACAAAGAGAAGAUCCAGAAAAUGCUCAUCCCGUGGUGUUGACCAAUCCUUUUGGAUCAGGAGAGGAGGAGCGAAGGUUGCUGCAGCGUUACAUUGAAUUGAAUACAAAAGAUGGUGAAGAGAUCAAAACGUGGGAGCAAGAGGUGUUCUACUUGUUUCAUCUCUAUGACUACGACCACAGUGGACUCCUGGACGGCUUGGAGAUGAUGAAGCUACUGUCCGACUACAACUCCCAACAUGCACCUGAUGCACCGGGGAACGACAUGGUGGUGCCCAUGGUGGAUUUGCUGCUCCAGACUCAAGACGUAAACCAGGAUGGUCUGUUGGCUCCUUCAGAGCUGCUUUCUCCUUCAUUGACUCAAAUAGAGAAGGUGCCUUUGGACGAGAGGCUGUCAGACGUCGGCAACGACCAGGAGAUACUGGACGAAAAAAAGGAUCCUGGUGAACAUGGUCAGCCUCAAGAAGAGGUGCGACAAGAUGCGAGAGCAGAAGAGGAUGAAUUCAUCCAGCAUGUCGAAGAGCACUAUGGACAGCAAGUCCCAGAAGCCUUUGCAGCAGAGCACGGUGGACAUGAACGGGAAGUCCUUGCACAUCAGGACCAACAGGAAAUGUGAACACACAAACACAGUGCAAGACUAAUGACAUAUUUCUAUUCGGUAAAAGAAAAUGGGUCCUUGUGGCGGGACCCCUCAACAACAUGAGGGAGAGCCUCAUGCAGUUCAUCAAUAUGGACAAUUUUUUGGAAAAUACUCAAAAGAAUCAGAUGGUUGAAUGAAAAUAAUGCAAUACUGUAGUAUCCUAAAGCUUAAGCCAUAAUUAAUUAAGAUGAUUAUUUAUAAACCUUAUUUUUAAUUAUUUCAAGUGUUAUGGAACUUUGUGUGUAUUUUUCCACUGUUUGAGUUAAUGAAAGAAGAAUUUCAGGAUGGAAUGUGUACUUUUCUUAGGCGGUUGUUUACAUGUUUUGCCAGUUUAACACGUGCACAUGAAAUCAACCGCUCACUUCCGUGACAAGUUACUCAAACUCUUUUGAAUAAUAUGAAAUGACUGCUUUAUUAGCAUAAAUAAUUGGACAGAAUAAACACGCCACUGCACGAGGUACAAUUUGACUAGAUGUGAAACAGCAGUCAAUUCGGUCUUUAUCUGUAUUAUUGUGUUACAACUGGCCCUUUAGCUCUUUUUCUUUAACCCUUUUACGAAGAGAAAAUAAAACCUCUCAUUUUUCCGUCUGCCUUUCUAUGUCGGCUCCGGGGUUCGGUACGGGGUUCCGUACCUUUCAUUCUCAUGCCUACAAAACAUGUUGGGUUUGUAUUAAUAUUGUUCUGUUCGAGUUUUAUGGGACGACGUCAUGA